AUGAGUGGUGAUAUAUGUUUACAUGUGUGCAGAAACCAGAAGACUUUUCGCGCCAAAAAGGGCUCGACUUCUGGAAUCAAGAGUCAGCACCUUAAGAGGCACAUUGAUUCGACUUUGGGCAGCGGGAACUUGAAGGAAGCUGUGAGGCUGCCCCCGGGCGAGGAUGUCAACGAGUGGUGGGCAGUGAAUACUCUCGACUUCUUCAACCAUGUGAAUGUUCUCUAUAGCACUUUAACUGAAUUCUGCACACCGGCAACUUGUCCAACAAUGACUGCAGGGCCAAAGUACGAGUACAGAUGGGCCGAUGGAGUCACCAUAAAGAAGCCCAUCGCGGUGUCUGCUCAGCAAUACGUUGACUAUUUAAUGGAUUGGAUCGAAGCUCAGUUCAACGAUGAGUCCAUUUUCCCUCAAAAGCUAGGAAACCCAUUCCCGCGCAACUUCCAUGAUGUCGUGAAGACAAUCCUGAAGCGUCUGUUCCGUGUGUACGCGCACAUCUACCACUCGCAUUUCCAGAGGAUUGUGAGUCUGAAAGAAGAAGCUCAUCUCAACACUUGCUUCAAGCAUUUCAUGCUCUUUACAUCGGAGUUUGGACUGAUUGAGAAGGCAGAGCUUGCAGCUCUUGAUGACAUUGUUGAGUCUAUUUUGCAGAAGUAGAAUCAAUUGAAG
Molecule: messenger RNA, 666 nt
Organism: Salvia hispanica
Lineage: Eukaryota; Viridiplantae; Streptophyta; Magnoliopsida; Lamiales; Lamiaceae
Product: MOB kinase activator-like 1A
Source: RefSeq, a predicted model, not a curated record